Molecule: messenger RNA, 4728 nt
Organism: Cercopithifilaria johnstoni
Lineage: Eukaryota; Metazoa; Nematoda; Chromadorea; Rhabditida; Onchocercidae
Source: the annotation of a GenBank genome assembly
AUGAUAAAAAGUGACAUAUAUUUUAAGCAACAAUUAGAAUGGAAUGAUUUAUAUGGGAAGAGAAUUGAAAUAUGUGGAGCAAUAACUCAACGACAUAUGGGUGAUAAUGAUUAUGGUGAACCAUGGACUGAGCUUAGUUUAGAGGUCAUGUCUAGGCAUUGGAAUCUUGAUUUACUUCCACUUGCGAUGAGAUUUCAGUUAAUCACACAGAAUCUUCAAUUUACUGGUCCAUGUAGUGCUAUAUUACAAAUUACAAAUAAACAAAUCUUCUUGGAGGAUUGUAUAGCAGCACAUAUGUUUAUACCUUUGGAAGCAUUUCAUUUUGGCAGCUUAUUCAAAGGACUAUUUUUAUCUCAUUUUUCUCGUGCAGCAUAUAUUGGAACACCAUUGGAACAAUUACAAAGUUUACAAGUUUUACGUAUUCUACGAAAUUGUCCAACACUUAUUGAUCCGAUGUUUGUAGAUUUUGAGCAUGAUCGUGAUAUUUUUAUCGUUCGAUUUGCUAUUUUAGAUGGUGGAUUUCGGCCAAGAAAUAAUGACAAUGGUAAAAUUCCAUGUACUUCUACUAUUCCUGGUUCAUCAAUUGCUUUAAAGGUACGGUAUAGUUCUAUUCGUCGUAUUCUGAUUGAUUUACGAGCUGAAUUACCGAACGGUACUUAUGGUAGACGAAUCUAUUUCCAUUUAAAUUAUCCACCGGAAAUACGGAAGUAUCAAAAAAAAACGGAUGAAGAUGAUGAUAGAGGAGGUAGUGAUGGAAAUCGAUGGAGGACAAUUCCAGAAAGUAAUGAUGACAGACGAGAUAAUUGUGCAGCUAUCAACGAAAGCCCAUAUUUUUGCUUGCAAUUACAACAACAUAUUCCUGAUCAUAUCUUGUAUCAGUUACUUAGUCGGCUUCGUAUACGAGCAGUGUUAUCGAUCGAAUUUGCAAAUUUAAAAUUUCGAUAUUUAAACAUAAUGGAUUAUGUGGAUGCACCUGUGCGUUUCGUAGGAUGCGAUCAUCGUUUAUGUGCAAAUGAUGAUAGUUUUGGCGGUAAUGAACGAUUUUAUGAACCGUCAUUUCCACGUGUCGAUGCUGAAUGUGAACAAAAGAUUAGAAGUUUUGACGUAUUUAGCUUGGAAUAUUUAAUUGCUGCAUUACUUUCACGUGGUGCUGUUGUAAAAGAUCAAAUUUUGAUAGAUAAAAGAAGCCGUGACGCCUUUAUUGAUUUGGUUGUGGAAAGGUUUAGAAAUAAUGAAGAGAUAACAUUAGAAGCAUUGGAACGAUUGCUAAAUAUGAUUGAUGAGACGAAACAAGUGCCAUGUUUAUUUACAUCAUUUGAGAAGAUUCGAAAUAGUCUAUUAGGACAAAAAGAUGUUUUGGAAGAAAUUUACCAGGAAAAUAAGCGAGAAGGUUAUCAACGUGUACGAAAGGUAGUGAUAACGCCUACUCGUGUAUUACUUGUUGUACCCGAAUUAUUAAUGGGAAACCGAGUACUUCGAAUGUUUGAUAAAGAUGGAAAUGGUGCAUUACGGAUACAAUUUCGAGAUGAUGAUGGUACACCGUUAAGAUUAAAUACUGUUGGUCUCUUCCUGAUACAAACAACAACUUUUAAUACACUUUCACGAGGGAUUUAUAUUGGAAAUCGGCACUUCGUUUAUCUCGGAUCAUCAAAUUCACAAAUGCGAGAUAAUGGUUGUUACUUUUAUGAUGAUGGAAAAGGUGGAGAAGCCCAUAAAAUUCGUGAACAGCUAGGAAAGUUUGAUCGUUGUAAUAUACCAAAAAUGAUGUCAAGAAUGGGACAAUGUUUUACGCAAGCAAAGCAAUGUAUGGUAACAUUAAAGCGUUACAAAUAUAACAAAACCUAUGAUAUCAUUGGUGGACGAGAUACGAAUCAAGCUUCUUAUAUAUUUUCGGAUGGUGUUGGGAAAGUAUCAAAAGAGUUUGCUGAAAAAAUAGCUUUAGAUAUCGAACUGGGUGCAUCAGUUCCUAGUUGUUAUCAGAUUCGCCAUCGUGGCAUUAAGGGUGUUCUAUCUGUAGAUCCUAGUUUGGAUCAACGUAAACGCUGGGCUGCUCUUAAUGAUAUAACUGAUGAAAACAAAAUUACGAAUAAGCAAAAUGAUUUAGCUGUUGUAUUUCGUCCAUCUCAGGACAAAUUCAAAGCACCGCGAGAUGAAUACAUUGAAAUUGUGAAAUAUUCGACACCUACGCCGGUUUGUCUCAAUCGUCCAAUGAUAUCUAUUUUGGACCAGGUUAGUGGAAUGCAAGGUUUUUCCGUACAUAAACGAAUUAGAAAACGUAUACAUGACUUAUUGGAUACGCAAAUGAUACAAUUGGCUGAGAUGCUAAUGAGCGAAGAAAAGUGUCGUGAAAAACUUAAUGAAUUACCAUGGCGUAUCAAUGUUUCACGUCUAACACUUGCACGUGGUUUUGCUUUAACACAAGAACCGUUUUUUCGAAGCCUACUGAGAGCAAACAUCAAGUGCACACUAAGAAAAUUGACCGCUAAGAUACAAAUUCAAGUACCAUCACAUCUUGGCCGUUCGAUGUUCGGUAUAAUGGAUGAAACGGGUCAGUUGCAAUGGGGUCAAGUUUUUGUGCAGUGCACUAGAAACAUCUGGCUUAAAACGCCAUCCGAAUCUGCUGCAAAAGAUAUCUUAAGCGGUAAAGUGAUGAUAACAAAAAAUCCUUGCAUCGUUGCUGGCGAUGUACGGGUAUUUCAAGCAGUUGAUGUUCCUGAAUUGCAUCAUUUAGUAGACGUUGUUGUUUUCCCGCAGCAUGGACCAAGACCGCAUCCCGAUGAGAUGGCUGGUUCGGACUUAGAUGGCGAUGAAUAUUCAGUAAUAUGGGAUCCGGAACUGAUGUUUGAACAUAAUGAACCGCCGUUAGAUUUCACAAAAAGCACCCUAAGCAAUGAAAUCGUCCAUGAAGAACAAGUGGAUUUAGAGAUGCGAAAGUUCUUUGUUAAUUAUAUCAAGCAGGAUUCAAUUGGUUCAAUUUCGAAUGCUUUCUUAGUUAAUGCUGAUCUUUAUGGUAUCACAAGUGAGGUUUGCAUUAAUAUAGCAAAAAAGCAUUCGAAAGCUGUAGAUUUCCCGAAAACUGGUAACGCACCUACUCCAUUAACAAGGCAAUGGACAUUGGGUAAAGAUGGAAAUAUGCUUCCACCGGAAAGAGCCGAACGUUGGCCGGAUUUCAUGCGUAAAAACCAUGAACCGAGUUACAUUUCAUCGCGUUUGGUUGGACAAUUAUAUAGACGUAUCAGACUUCUAGAUGAUGCUUUAAAUUUGACGACUGCUGUGGAAGAAAAUGUCCCGGUAACAUUGGAUCGAGAUUUGGAGUAUCCUGAUUGGGAACAAUACGAGGAUGUUGCUCAAAAAGAGCUUGAUUUCUACCAUUCACAUAUUAGGUCAAUAAUGGAAAAUUAUGGCAUUGAAGAUGAAGGACAAUUAUUUUCCGGUUUUAUUAGCGUUAUUCGAAAUCGAAUCAGUAAUCGUGAUACGGAUGACAUGUCUUUCUAUAACACAAAUCAUAUAAUCGAGAAGAAAGUUUCGGCUGUUUUCAGAGCAUUUCGUCAUCGUUUCUUUGAUGAAUUUGGUGGAUUUUUGGAAAAUACAUUUUCCGAUCAUGAAGAUAAUCAAAAUGGUAAUGCGCAAGAGCGACGUAUUUGUAUUUAUCCAACUUCGAGUAUGAAACAAAAAGCAUCAGCAUAUUACAUUCUCUGUUAUCGGAGUGCAUCGAUGGAUACAUCGUAUCGGAUUUUGUCAUUUAGUUGGCUUGUUUGGGAUAUCUUAUGUCAGGUCAAACAAGAAGUAAGAUUGGCACGUGGCAACUUAAUUGUGCAAUCAUUGGAUCCAUUGAGUGAAAGCACAUCUGAGUUGCAGUUCAUCAAGAAUUACUGUAUAGCAAAUGCAGAUGACCUGAAGUGGACUAUGUCAUGUAUAAUAAAAACAAAACAAACUUCAUGUAUUCUUGAGCCAUACUGUAGCCGUUACAAAGGUCUUGAAGAUUUAUUUUAUAUUCUCAUUAAAUGGGCUACAUUCCAUGGAUUAUUAAAGGAACAACUUAAAGCUAUUCAUAUUUGCCUUUUGUUCAUACAGUUUGGCCUUGGAUAUUAUACCAAUUGCAGAAGUACCUUGCACGUACAAUUUUUAGAAGAGACAAAGGAAAUUAUUGACACAAAUCAUGUGGCAUGCGAUUUAUAUAAUUUUGUUGGUGGUAUUGGUUUAUAUUUGUUAAAAUUUUUCAAAUUCCUUAGUUCACGUACUAUGCGAACAUUAAAAAUGUUAAGCUUUCGAAAUAUUGGAUAUAGUUCGUUACUAAUGCGAGGGCAAUGGAUAAAGCUGAAUGAAGUUGCUUUGAAAACUAUUUUUGGUAUAGCUUUGACAGGAAAAUUUGAUGAGAUAACAUUGAUCGGUACGGGACACGGAAAUGAUUCAUUCAAUCACGAAAUUUUUGGAACAAUGGAAGUUGAACCAUUUAUGAUCGAAUUACCUAUUGAAUCACCAGCGCAUUUCGAUACAUUCUGCCAAAAAGUCCAUAAGCAUUCUGGUGUGAAAUACUUGCAAAUGAGACAAGUUGCACAUCGAAAAAAAGAUCGUGUUAUUGUAUCGGCAGUUGGUACGUUAGAAUCAUUGCAUCGUUUGCGUGAUUUGCUUUCAGUACGACCAUCUGUAAAUUCAUUUGCAAAUUGCAAAGAGAAUAGUGAUAUUAUUAGUCGGAUUAUUGUGGAACGAUUCGAAAAAUUGGAUUAG